This is a messenger RNA of Salmo salar (Atlantic salmon), 1906 nucleotides long. RefSeq names its product opsin 6, group member b (gene opn6b). Gene Ontology annotation, molecular function: G protein-coupled receptor activity. Gene Ontology annotation, cellular component: membrane. Gene Ontology annotation, biological process: G protein-coupled receptor signaling pathway. The record is from RefSeq and is a predicted model, not a curated record. Lineage: Eukaryota; Metazoa; Chordata; Actinopteri; Salmoniformes; Salmonidae.
CUAUUACUGUACACCAGCCUUGCAUACACACACAGGGUCAUUCUAUGGAGAGACUGAGAGGGGGAUUCUCACCUCUGUCUCAGUUGGAAUUACGACAGAGAAUGCUACCAUCUACCUGAGGGGUCCUUGGGACACCACUCACGUCAGCUGUCCUGGAUCAGAACAGACCGGGGUCUUCAGACGAUGUGUGUUUGAAAUGAGACCGUCGUAAAAGCUUGGAUCUUGGCUGUGAGGUGCUCAGAAGACGAGGGUGCUGAUGGAGGACACCAACAUAUUCCCUCCUAAUGUAUCUGUCUACAGGUUGUCAGCUGAGGGGGAGACUGCCGUUGGUGUUUACUUGUUCAUACUAGGCUGGCUCUCCUGUCUAGGUAAUGGAGUGGUGAUUCUACUGUUGGUCAAGCAGAGACACAGUCUUGAGCCACAGGACUUCCUCACACUCAAUCUGGCUGUGUCCGAUGCUAGCGUCGCGGUCUUCGGCUACUCCAGAGGGAUACUGGAAGUCUUCAACUUGUUCCAGGACGACGGCCUGCUGAUCAAGACCAUCUGGACCUGCCAGGUGGACGGCUUCCUGAUCAUGCUCUUUGGGCUCAUCAGCAUCAACACACUGACUUCCAUCAGUGUCAUCCGCUACAUCAAAGGAUGCCAGCCCAGCUAUGCUCAUUAUAAUAACCACUGUAAUGUUGCCGUGGUGAUUGUGGCAGUGUGGCUGAGUGCCCUCUUCUGGGCUGGAGCACCCCUGGUGGGCUGGGGGAGUUACACAGCUCGUAAGUAUGGGACGUGUGAGAUAGACUGGGUCCAGGCCAGGUUCUCUGUGUCGUACAGACUCUACGUCAUCCUCAUCUUCACCUUCAACUUUUUCAUCCCAUUCGUGGUCAUAUGGUUCUCCUACGUGUCCAUCAUCCGGACGGUCAACAACAGCCACAAGUCCAGCAGAGGGGGAGUGGUCAGCGAGAGAGAGAAACAGAUGGAGCGCAGUAUAACAACAGUGUCUCUGAUUCUGUGUUCAGCCUUCCUGCUGGCCUGGUCUCCCUACGCAGUCAUCUCCAUGUGGUCUGCCUGUGGUCACCAGGUGCCUCCUCUCCACAGCAUCCUGGCCAGCCUGUUUGCUAAGUCAGCCAGCUCCUUCAACCCCUUCAUCUACCUGGGCCUGAACUCCAAGUUCAGACAAGACUUCAGAGCCCAGUUCCACUGCCUGCGCCACAAUCCAGACCUCUCCCACAGGCCCGACGAGGUGCAGAUUGACCUGGACGUUAUGGAGGUGAAUGGAGGGGUGGAUGACCUGGACUCUGGGGUGGAGCUGGGUAGUGAAAGGGGUGUGGAGGAGAGGGGGGAGAACCAGAAGAGUCCUCUUAUGCCCCCGAUGAUAGCUCCCGCUCCCAGUCAUCGCCUGUUCCUGAGGAAACUCAGUGACUCUGGGCGCCUGUGAGCUCUGUCUCUUUGUUUCUGUCUCUCUGUCUCUGUCCCUCUGUUUCUGUAUCUCCCUCUGUUUCUAUCUCUGUUGCUGUCCGUCUGUCCCUCUGUGUCUCUCUUUCUGUCUCUAUUUGUCUCUCUGUUUCUGUCUCGCUGUCUCUCUGACUCUCUCUCUCUCUUGUCCUACGUACUGAGCUACAGCGGAGCUCAGCUUUCACUGUUAACUGUUCACCUCCACAGCACUCUGAUCGCCUGUACACACAUACAUUUUACUCACAGUACAGCUACCCUCUGGACUUUAAUCAAGAGAAGACAUUGGUUUUGGCCUCACCUGAAUUGUUUGGAAUCACUGAUGUUGAAGGAUUUACAGUAUGUGAGGGCAUUAUCAAUUUAGGGUCUGAAUUAAAUCCUAUUUGUUUUACUGUUUUACAUGUUACUCUAAAGCUGUAAAUAAUUAGUUAUUUUUUUUAAAUAAAUCCUUGGUUUUAGGUUUGUA